Messenger RNA from Theobroma cacao (cacao), 2231 nucleotides. RefSeq names its product protein GRAVITROPIC IN THE LIGHT 1-like. The record is from RefSeq and is a predicted model, not a curated record. Lineage: Eukaryota; Viridiplantae; Streptophyta; Magnoliopsida; Malvales; Malvaceae. Gene Ontology annotation, biological process: negative gravitropism; response to red or far red light.
ACCCCUUUUGUUUUGGUCCCUUUUUGUCUUUUCACUUCCAUCCCUACCAGGCUCCCAUCUUCUCUUUCCGCAACAUCAAAUAAAAAAUUUGAUACCAGCUCAAAGAAGGAAAAUUUCGAUCACCAAUUUGAAGAAAGAUUUUGUUUGCAUUGGAGACGUUUCGUUGUUGGUUUUAAUCAUUUAAAGUUAAAGAAGAGAGAUUUUUUCUUUUCUAUGUUCCUUUCUGUUUGCUAAUUGUAUGAUAAACGGGACUUCUGUUUAAGCGAGGAAGUUUCAAAGUUGGGUUGUUCACAAUAUUACUAUAUAUAAAGGAUUUUGCUAUGUUUUCUUUUUAGAAAGAGUGUGUGACGAUUAGAGGGAAGGAUCAAUUGUCAUAUCGUUUCUGUUUACUUGAGAUUUACGUAAACAAAACAAUGGAGAGGUGACGAAGGCGACAGACUCGUACGAUAUCUCGUGACCUUUUUCUUGUGUUUCCUUUCUAGAUGGAAGCUGUGAAGCCAUCGGCUGUUACUCCAUCAAAGAGUAAAUGGGUUCGGACCUUAUCCAAAGUUCUUCACCUGCAUGCUGCUGGAGCUGGGAUUGUCCCUGAUGAUGGGGUUCAGAAGGAGCCUAAAGAAGCCGAUGAGUGGAAUGACGGUAAGACGACCAAGAGAUUAUCUCAGAAAUUUGACAGAUUACAUAAUGAAGAGCUUGAAAGAAGGGUUGCCUCGGAAGCGCUUAUUGCAAAGAUCUUUGCUACCAUUUCAGCAAUUAAGGCCGGAUAUGCUCAGUUGCAGCACGCUCAGUCUCCUUAUGAUGCUGAGGGGAUUCAAACUGCUGAUCGAUUGAUAGUUUCUGACUUGAAGAAAUUGUCAGAAUUGAAGCAAUGCUUCUUGAAGAAACAGUAUGAUCCUUCCCCAGAACAUUCAAUGCUUUUAGCUGAAAUUCAGGAACAGAAAAGUCUUUCAAAGACGUUUGAAAUCAUGGGGAAGAAACUGGAAUCUCAGCUGAGACUCAAAGAGUCUGAGAUCAUAUUUCUUCGAGAAAGUUUGGAUGAAUCAAAUAAGCAAAACAAGUUGCUGGAAAAGAGAUUGAAUCAAAGUGGUCAGUUAUUUGUGCUUGACAAUCUUCACCUUUCGGGCUUAGGUCCUAGCCAUUUUAUGACAGUUCUCCGGCAAACUGUCAAGUCCAUUAGAAGUUUUGUCAAGCUGAUGAUUGACCAAAUGAAGUCUGCUGACUGGGAUAUUAAUUCAGCAGCUAAUUCAAUAGAACGAGCUGUAAUUUAUUGGAAAGCAGAUGACAAAUGUUUUGCAUUCGAGUCCUUCAUUUGCAGGGAAAUGUUCAAGGCCUUCCACCAUCCUUACUUCUUUCUUCUUGGUGACUCUGUGCCUGAGGGAAAGAAACAUCCACAAGUCUUCUUUGAGAGAUUUAUGGAAUUGAAAUCUACGAAAGCUAAGGAGUAUCUAGCCACGAAGCCUAAGUCAACAUUUGCAAAAUUUUGCCGGAUCAAGUACUUGCAAGUUGUUCAUCCUAAGAUGGAAUCAUCCUUUUUUGGCAAUUUGAGCAUUAGAGACAUGGUGAGUUCCUAUCAAUUCCCGGACACCACUUUUUUCACCUUGUUUGCUGACAUGGCGAAGCGGGUUUGGCUCUUGCACUGCUUAGCUUUUUCUUUUGUGCCUGAGGCAUCAAUCUUUCAAAUAAGCAAAGGGUGUAGAUUUUCUGAAGUAUACAUGGAAAGUGUUGCUGAGGAAGCAUUCCUUUCAUCGGAGAUUAAACCGCAAUCAGAACCACGAGUGGCUUUUACGGUUGUUCCUGGAUUCAGGAUUGGUAAAACUAUAAUACAGUGCCAGGUCUAUCUCUCUCAACUCAAAACAAGGUAACUUGUUGAUCCUCUGUUAGUCACAGAGAAUUUGACAGGUACAUUUGGACCCAUAACAUAGUAGAUUAAACUGGAUGGCCAUUCUCUUGAAAUUUUUUGAGUAAAUUAAAUUAGAGAAAUGGCUUUUGCUUGGUUGCCGUGUAUGUUGUGGAAAUUCGAAACAUGGUUGCCUGGGCAAUUUGUCUUAUUGUGUUUGUGGCCUUAAUGAUAAUGAAAGGCUCAUUUACCCUAGUUUAUUUGUAAAGGCAUCUCCCAAUUUUGUUAAUAUUAGGCCAAUGAUGUUCUAGCUGUUUUGCAUUAUUGCCUUAUGUUGAUGCUUUAAUAUGUAUAUAAUUUAUAGGUUUGGAAACUUCAAUAUUCAUUAUCUGUAUGU